Messenger RNA from Chlorocebus sabaeus (green monkey), 6164 nucleotides. Lineage: Eukaryota; Metazoa; Chordata; Mammalia; Primates; Cercopithecidae. The record is from RefSeq and is a predicted model, not a curated record.
AUGGAACUGACACCAGGGGCCCAACAGCAAGGUAUAAAUUAUCAAGAGUUGACUUCAGGAUGGCAAGAUGAUGAAUCAAUGAUGUUGGCACCAGAGUCAACUAGGAAGUUCCCAUCAGGACCACUGUUGACUAGUGUCAGAUUUUCAAAUUUGUCUCCAGAAUCACAGCAACAAGGUGUGAAAUCUUUGGAGUUUACUCUAGAGCCAAAGUCGCAAAGCAUAAAACAUGUUAAAUUAUCUUCAGUGUCUCUGCAGGAAGCUAUAAAAUCUGUGGAAUUAGCACCAGGGUCACUGCUUCAAAGAGUGAAAUAUGGGGAGCAAACUCCAAAAACAAAUUAUCAAAUCAUGGAAUCCUCUGAAAUAAUCCCUAGACCAGGGCAUCAGUUUACAAAAUAUGCAGAGAUGAUUCCACAGCCAAUGUAUCAAGUCCCUAAAUCUGCAAAUUUGAUUUCAAUACCAAUUUAUCAUGCCACAGAAUCUUCAGAAAUAGUGCAAGGAUUGGCACAUAAAGGCAUAGAUACUGUAGAGAAAUCUGUGGGGUUGACCCCAAAGAUAACAGGUAGAGCCAUUGAAUCCUUAGGGAUGCUGCUGCAGCCAGAUCUUCAGGUACCAAAAUUUGUUGAUCUGACUCCAAUGGUAAGGGAUCAAGGCUCAAAAUUCUUAGGAUUAACUCCAGAGAAAAGCUACCAAAUCCUAGAAACUAUGGAAUUGCUCUCUCGGCCACGGGCCCAAGUCAAGGAUUUGGGGGAGUUAUAUAUGAAGCCACUGCAGCAAACUGUGGAGUAUGAAGGGAUUACUCCGGAACUCAAGCAUUACUUUACAGAAGCUAUGAGGUUGACCACUGAGGCAAGGAUACAUGCAAAUGAAUUCUUUGGAAUGACCCCAAAGCCAACAAGUCAAGCCACUGGAUUUGCAGAGAGAUCCCCAAGGCUCUGUACUCAAAACUUAGAAUGUGUGGAGGCGAUCUCUGAGAAAAGACUGCAAAGGGAAGAAUCUGUGGUAUUGAUUCCAAAGUCAUUACAUCACGUCCCAGAUUCUGCUUCAGGGAUGAUACCUGGGUUAGGACAUCGAGUUCCUGAAUCUGUGGAGUUGACUUCUGAGUCAGGAGUGCAGGUAGAGAAAACUUUGCAAUUAACCCCCAAACCACAGCAUCAUGUGGUAUCUCCAGGGAUAAUAUUAGGGUUAGGACAUCAAGUCCCAGAAUCUGUAAAUCUGACCUGUAAGCAAUGGCUACAAAGGGAGGAAUCUUUAGAGGUGCCCCUGAAGCAAACAAGUCAAGUUAUAGGACAUGAAGAAUCUGUAGAGCUCACCUCUGAGGCACGGCAGCACAGGGAGGUAUCAAUGGGGCUAACAAAGUCAAAGAAUCAAAGUAUGAAAUCUCCAAGGACAACCCCAGGACCACUGGGUAGAAUUGUAGAAUUUAUGAGGAUUAGUCCAGAGCCACUAGAUCAAGUCACAGAAUCUGCAAGGACACAGCUUCACGUUGCUCAGUCUGAAGAGGUAAUCCUCGUAGAUGUCCCAAAAGUUGUUCAAUCUGUGAAAGUGACCCCUGGACCACCAUUUCAAAUUGUAAAGUCUGUGACAAUACCAAGGCCAACCCCUCAAAUGGUAGAAUAUAUUGAGUUGACUCCAAAACUGCAACAUGUGAGACCUUCAGAGCACCACUCAGGGCCAUGUUUGCAAGAUGCGAAAUCUACGAAAUUAAUCAUAAAGCCAAAACACCAGAUUUUGGAAACAAUGGAGUUGACAGGGUUUCAAAUUGUAAAAACUAUGCUAAUCCCAGGGCCAUCCCUUCAAAUCGUAAAAUCUGAGGAAUUAGCACCAGGACCAAUUCCUCAGGUUGUAGAACCAAUAGGAGUAGCCCUAGAAUCAGGAAUUGAAGCAAUAAAUUGUGUGGAUUUACUUCCAAAGCCACAUCUUCAAGAACUGAUAGUAUCUGCAGAAUUAACUCCAAGGCCAUGUAUUCAAGUGAAAUCUGAAGAAUUAACCUCACCGCAAACAUCUCCAUUUGAGAAACAUACGAUAUUGACUCAUAAACAAGGGCUUCAGGCUGUGAAAUCUACAGUGAUAAAAACGGAGCCUCCUAAAGUUAUGGAAACUAAGGAUUUGAAUCUAGGACAGGUGUGUCAGAAUAGGGACUGUGAGAAGUUAACAUCAGAAGAGUUACAAGUAGGGACUGACUUCUCUAGGUUCCUACAAAGCUCUUCAACCACACUCAUUUCAAGCUCUGUCAGAACAGCAUCUGAAUUAGGAGGACUUUGGGAUUCUGGGAUACAGGAAGUAUACAGAGCUUUGGAUAUAAAAAACCCUGGGACAGAUAUUUUGCAGCCUGAAGAGACCUAUAUAGACCCUACUAUGAUACAAUCUUUAAUUCUUCCCUUGGCCCUUCGUAAUCAAAGCUCUGAUAAGACAGCUAACACUGUGGAAAACCCAUGUCCUGAGAUUCCAGGAGUGGAUGUCAUAUCUAAAGAGACAACUAAGAGGAAGCAAAUGGAGGAGCUAGAGAACUCACUUCAGAGACAUCUACUACAAAGCUGGAGAUCACUAUCUAGGACAUUCCGGGCAGAAUCAGGGGUUCAAAAAGGUCUCAUCAAGUCUUUCCUGGGUAGACAACACAAUGUCUGGGAGAGUCAUGCCUGGAGGCAGCGACUACCAAGAAAAUAUCUCUCUGCUAUGCUAAUGCUGGGUAAUAUUUUAGGGACCACUAUGGAAAGGAAACUUUGUUCUCAAACAUCUUUAGCAGAAAGAGCCACUGCAGAUACCUGUAAAUCUAUUCAGAAUUUAUUUGGGAUUCCAGCUGAACUGAUGGAAGCUUCUCAGAGCCUGCCAGAGAAGGGUCCAGUUACUAUUUCUCAGCCUUCCGUGGUCAAAAACUACAUUCAGAGACAUACUUUUUAUCAUGGUCAUAAGAAAAGAAUGGCCUUAAGGAUAUGGACACGUGGCUCCACAUCUUCCAUAAUACAGCAAUAUUCUGGGACUAGAGUGGGAAUAAAAAAGACAAAUUCAAGGUUCAGUGGUAUAUCCCAAGAAGUCAUUCAGCAUAUGCCUGUCUCAUGUGCAGGGGGCCAGCUUCCUGUCCUGGUAAAGUCAGAGUCUUCCCUCAGCAUAUUUUAUGAUAGAGAAGAUCUUGUUCCAAUGGAAGAAAGUGAGGACUCACAGAGUGAUUCCCGGACAAGGAUUUCUGAGUCCCAACACUCCCUCAAGCCAAAUUAUCUUUCCCAGGCUAAGACUGACUUCUCAGAACAGUUCCAGCUGCUACAAGAUCUGCAGCUAAAAAUAGCAGCAAAACUCUUAAGGAGUCAAAUACCCCCCGAUGUGCCUCCACCUCUAGCUUCAGGUCUAGUCCUAAAAUACCCUAUCUGCCUACAGUGUGGCCGAUGUUCAGGACUUAACUGCCAUCAUAAAUUACAGACCACUUCGGGGCCUUAUCUUCUUAUCUAUCCACAGCUCCAUCUUGUACGCACUCCUGAAGGCCAUGGUGAGAUUCGGUUGCAUCUUGGCUUUAGGCUGCGAAUUGGGAAAAGACCCCAAAUCUCAAAGUAUCAUGAAAGAGAUAGACCCAUCAUAUGGAGAAGCCCUAUAUCACCAUCACGAAGGAAAGCUAAAAUCUAUACUCAAGCUUCCAAGAGUCCUACUUCCACAAUAGAUUUGCAGUCUGGGCCUUCCCAGUCCCCUGCUCCUGUACAAUUCUACAUCAGGCGAGGACAACGCAGCAGCCCUGACCUAGCAGAAAAGACAAAAAUUAGAGCACCUGGGCACUAUGAAUUCACUCAAGUUCACAACCUACCAGAGAGUGACUCUGAAAGCACUCAGAAUGAAAAACGGACUAAAGUGAGAACCAAAAAGACCUCUGAUUCAAAAUAUCCAACGAAGAGAAUCACCAAGGGACUUAGAAAACACAGAAAGUUCUACAAAAACAGCAGAACCACAAUAGAGAGUCCCUCUAGGGAAUUACCAGCCCAUUUAAGAAGGAAGAGGAUUGGAGCAACUCAGACAAGUACUGCCUCUUUAAAAAGACAACCUAAGAAACCUUUCCAGCCCAAGUUCAUGCAACUGCUUUUUCAGAGCCUAAAGCGGGCAUUCCAAACAGCACACAGAGUUAUAGCUUUUGUUGGGCGGAAGCCUGGGGACAGGACAAGGCCAGACAAUUUGUGGGCAAACAAAAACUAUUAUCCAAAACAAAACACCAGGGACUAUUGCUUACCAAGCAGUAUCAAAAGAGAGAAGAGGUCGGCUGACAAGCUAACACCAGCAGGCUCAACCAUUAAGCAGGAGGACAUAUUGUGGGGAGGAACGGGCCAGUGCAGAUCAGCUCAACAGCCAAGAAGAGCUCACUCUUUCCAACCCAGACCUCUUAGAAUGCCCAAGCCUACAGAUUCCCAAAGUGGUACUGCUUUCCAAACUGCCUCGAUGGGGCAGCCUCUGGGAAGUGUUCAAAAGGACAGUAGUAGCAGAUCAAAGAAAAACUUCUAUAGAAAUGAAACCUCCAGCCAGGAGUCUAAGAACUUGUCCACACCAGGAACCAGAGUUCAGGCCCGAGGAAGAAUCCUACCUGGUUCCCCUGUGAAGAGAACCUGGCACCGACACCUUAAAGAGAAACUCACACACAAGGAGCACAACCACCCUAGCUUCUAUAAGGAGAGAACCCCACGCAGUCCUUCCGAGAGAACCCGUCAUAACCCCUCUUGGAGAAACCAUCGCAGUCCCUCUGAGAGAAGCCAACGCAGUCCCUCGGAGAGAAGACAUCACAGUCCCUCUCAGAGGAGCCACCGUAGUCCCUCUCGGAAAAACCAUUCCAGUCCCUCUGAGAGAAGCCGUCGCAGUCUCCCUCGGAGGAAUCACUGCAGUCCCUCCAAGAGGAGCUGUCACAGUCUCUCUGAAAGGGGCCCUCGCAGUCCCUCUCAGAGGAGCCAUCGCAGUCCCUCUCAGAGGGGCCAUCGCAGUCCCUCUCAGAGGGGCCAUCGCAGUCCCUCUGAGAGAAGACAUCACAGUCCCACUCUGGGGAGAAGCCAUCGCAACGCCAGCAGUCCCUCUCAGAGGAGCCAACAUGAUCCCUCUCAGAGAAGACACUGCAGUCCCUCAGAGAGAAGCCAUCACAGUCCCUCUGAGAAGACAUACAUAAACAGUCCCUCUGAGAGAAGACAUCGCAGUCCCUCUCAGAGGAGCCAUCGCAGUCCCUCUCAGAGAAGGUAUCAUAGUCCCUCAGAAAGAAGCCGUAGCAGUCCCUCUGAGAGAAGACAUCGCAGACCCUCUCAGAGGAGCUAUCGCAGUCCCUCUCAGAGGAGACAUUGCAGUCCCUCAGAGAGAAGCCAUCACAGUCCCUCUGAGAGAAGACAUCACAGUCCCUAUGAGAGAAGACAUCGCAUUCCCUCUGAGAGAAGACAUCGCAGUCCCUCUGAGAGAAGCCAUCACAGUCCCUUGGAGAGGAGCCAUCACAGUCUCUCUGAGAGGAGCCAUCGCAGUCUCUCGGAGAGGAGCCAUCGCAGUCCCUCUGAGAGGAGAUCUCACAGGUCCUUUGAGAGGAGCCAUCGUAGGAUUUCGGAGAGAAGUCAAAGUCCCUCAGAGAAGAGCCACCUCAGUCCCUUGGAAAGAAGCCGUUGCAGUCCCUCUGAGAGGAGAGGACACAGUUCCUCUGGGAAAACCUGUCACAGUCCCUCUGAGAGGAGCCAUUGCAAUCCCUCUGGGAUGAGGCAAGGGAGGCCCUCUGAGAGGAGCCAUCGCAGUUCCUGUGAGAGAACCCGUCACAGUCCCUCUGAGAUGAGGCCAGGGAGGCCCUCUGGGAGGAACCAUCGCAGUCCCUCUGAGAGGAGCCGACGCAGUCCCCUUAAGGAGGGACUCAAGUACAGUUCCCCUGGGGAGAGGCCCAGCCAUAGUUUGUCUAGAGAUUUCAAGAAUCAGACAAGUCUCCUCAGCACCACACAUAAAAAUCCCAAAGCAGGACAAGUGUGGAGGCCUGAAGCUACUCGAUGAGGCGAAGCCCGCCCCUAUUAUUCACUGUCCUAAGUCUUCAUCGUGCUGCUCUUUCCAGGCUUCUUUCCUGCUCAGCCACUGCCUCCAAUUCCUGCGCCCUCGGCGUGGAAAGGCUUCCAUGUCUCUCUACCGGGGGAAGGCGUGUGAGAAUGGGUCUGUAAUUUCUCUAAGAUCAAUAAAGGGGCAGUACAUGA